GUUCAGUCUCCAUGCCUCAAGCCUGCCCUGGACUAGUUAAUAAACCACGCGUGUGCGCGGCGCGUCACGGGGUGCAGAAGUCUGGCGGCAGCGCGGGUUGCUUGUACGUCAAACCAACAGUCUCCGCAGCGAUGGCGUACCCCAUGGUCUCCCCUCCUUCUCCUCCUCCUCCUCCUCCUCCCGUGAUCGCCCCCAUCGUCGUGCAGCCCCCGGCGGUCACCCAGGGCUGGAGCACGGGACUGUGCGAGACAUGCAGCGACCUGGGCAUCUGUGCCUGCGGGAUGUUCUGUCUGUGCUGUCUCUCUGCGCAGGUGGCAGAGGGUUUUGGGGAGUGCUUUGUGAUUGGCUGGCUGCCCUGCUCUCACUGCGCUCUGCGCACCGGAAUGAGGGAGCGCUACUCCAUCCCGGGCUCCAUGAUCAAUGAUUACUGUGUCGUGUGGUGCUGUCUGCCCUGCGCCAUGUGUCAGAUGAGACGCGAGAUUAAAAUCAGAACCACCCAGGCCAUCCGGUGACAGGACCAUCACAAUGAAUCAUUCACGUCAAUAAAAUAAAGUAUUAUUAUUAUUAUUAUUAUUAUAUUAUUAUACAUUGUCAUUUUGUAUCAUAUGCCCUGUGUCUAAUAUUAAAAAUAAACAUGUUCUUGUAAUUAUUAUUUUGAGCCCUAUAAGCACAUCUUCAUGCGUGUUACAUUGCAGAGGCAAUCCUGAUCCUGGAGGGAGAUCCACUCCGGGUUUAACAGGUAAAAUGAGAUCAUUGUCUACUGCAGGGUCCAGGAGCUCGGAACAAGGUUGGAACAAAGACCAGGAAUGGAUCAGCACUCCAGGACUGGGAUUGGACAUCACUGUUACACCGCAUUCACACAAACGACACUUUUUUUUUUCAGUUGAAUACAGUUCCCUUUUUUUAUUGUCUCGUCUGUAAAACUCCAAACGCGUUCCAUCAUACGAUACUUCAGACAGGGGUGCGAGAAACAAAGCCACCAAUCAGACAGACAUCAUUAGUGUUUCAUGUAAAACAUCAGAGUGUAAACUGAAGCGCGGGGAGUUCAGCUGGCAGAAUUAACAGCCCAGAGUGUUACGGUGGAACCCUAAAACAUUUAAAAAAUAAAAUCAACAUUAGCAGGCAUUAAACUGUCCUGCAUCUUCUUUCUUUGAUACAAAAACACAAUCAAAUAAAAUA
Messenger RNA from Acipenser ruthenus (sterlet), 1179 nucleotides. Its product is annotated as cornifelin-like. Lineage: Eukaryota; Metazoa; Chordata; Actinopteri; Acipenseriformes; Acipenseridae. The record is from RefSeq and is a predicted model, not a curated record. The transcript has 4 exons. Bases 12 to 512 code for a protein of 166 amino acids.